Argiope bruennichi is the source of this 2937-nucleotide messenger RNA. RefSeq lists its product as uncharacterized. The record is from RefSeq and is a predicted model, not a curated record. The transcript has 10 exons. Bases 75 to 1025 code for a protein of 316 amino acids. NCBI's taxonomy places the organism in Eukaryota, Metazoa, Arthropoda, Arachnida, Araneae, Araneidae.
AGCCAUUGAAAGAAAUUUCUGAACAGUCUCCUUUCCAACAAGAAGAAAUUCAACAAAGUGGUCCCUCCGAACGUAUGAAGCCAAUAAAUGAAACUUCAAAAAUCGUUUCGAUGCAUCCAACAGAAAUUCAAGAAAGUGGUCCACCCAAAGAUGUAAAGCCAUUGAAACAAAUUUCUGAACAGUCUCCUUUCCAACAAGAAGAAAUUCAACAAAGUGGUCCCUCCGAACGUAUGAAGCCAUUGAAAAAAGUUUUGAAACCAUUGAAAAAGAAAGCAGGCAGAGGAAGAAUUACACGAAGUGUCAAAUAUGUAAAGCCAUUGAAUGAAAUUUCUGAACAGUCUCCUUUCCAACAAGAAGAAAUUCAACAAAGUGGUCCCUCCGAACGUAUGAAGCCGGUGAAAAAAGGUUUGAAACCAAUGAAAAAGAAAGCAGGCAAAGGAAGAAUUACACGAAGUGUUCUGGCCAAAUGUCUAAAGCGAGGAAAACUACAGUUGGGAAAAAAGGAAGCAUGCAAAGGAAGAAUGAAACAAAGUGUUCCAUCUAAAUGUAUGAAGCCAGUGAAAAAAGGUUUGAAACCAAUGAAAAAGAAAGCAGGCAAAGGAAGAAUUACACGAAGUGUUCUGGCCAAAUGUAUAAAGCGACAAAAACUAAAUUUGGGAAAAAAGAAAGCAUGCAAAGGAAGAAUGAAACAAAGCGUUCCAUCCAAAUGUGAAGAAAAGUCUGAAGAUGAAUGGGACUUAGAAAGAUCUGAAGAUGAAUUGGAAGCAGAACGCGCUAGAGGAGAGGCGGAAGCAGAACACGCUAGAGGAGAGGCGGAAGCAGGACGCGCUAGAAAAAGGGCAGAAGAAGAACGCGCUAAGGCUGAGCGUCUUUAUACACUCUUUAAUUUUUGGGGAAUUAAAAAUGAAUUAGCAGAGAUAAGAAGAAUUGAAAAUUUGGAAGCAGAGCAGAGACGUUUGAGACUGGGAGCACGUACAAGUCCAGUCACCACACGGUCGAGAAGCUUUGCACAUCUUUAUGAUUAGCUGAAAAUUUAGGCUAUGUUUUUUUUUUUUUUGUUUUUUUUAUGUCUUGUGAAUAUGCAGUAUUUCAAGAAAAUCGAAUGAAAGAACAGUCUUUGUGUUUGCAGUAAACUCACAUUGUUUACUGUUUAAUCAAUAUGCAUUGUGUGUCAGAUUUGGACAUUGUUGUUGGAAAACGUAUAAAAUCCAUAACUGUAAAAUGAGGACUUAAGUCAUUAAUAUCCUCAGCUUUGCCCCUACCUCCACCCAUCCUUGUGCAUAUCACUGUGUCUCAAAGUUGUCAUGAAACUGUGUAAUUAUCAAGCAUGCUGACUAUUAUCUCAGAUUUGUACAUUCAUUUAUAUUCAACAAUUUCGAAUGGAGUGUUUUAGCUGAAGUCAGGAGAUAUUUUACUGUUACAAAAUCUCUCGAAACAACCUCUUGUAUCAAUAUCUUCUAUUGUAUACAUUGCCCCACCUCCAUUCAUCUUUGCAUAUAUCACUGUCUCAAAGUUGUCAGGAAACUGUGUAAUUGUCAAGCAUGCUGACUAUUGUCUCAGAUUUGUAUAUUCAUUUAUAUUCAAUAAUUUCGAAUAUGUUGUUUUAACUGAAGUCGGGGGAUAUUGAACUGUUUUCAAAAAUUUCCUUCAGUUUCUUAAAAAUAGAACAAACUUAUUACCCUGAUAAUAAGCUGGUUUCAUUUGUUAAAUGGAAUUUUAUACCAACAAUGAGAAUUUUUCUUUAAAUUUAAAUUUAACUUCCUUUUUUUUAUGACAUAACGAUUUUUAUCUCAUUUUAAUUUAUACUUUCUUAUAUUGAGAAAAAAUUUCAAUCAGUUUUUUUUGGUGUGAUUUAUUAUUCAGUACGUUAAUCCGAUUCAUUUAAUUCUGUAUAAUGUAAUAGAACUUUUAAUUACAUUUUAAUUGCCUCUAAAACAAAUGAUGGAUGUAUUACAAAAUCUAUAUUGUUUUUCUUUGAUUUCAGACCAUUAUAAUUUCAAUUUUUUACUGACUAUCGAAUAAGAAUUUUUAAUAUUUUCCUUUCCUGUGUUUUUUCUUGCAAGCAGAAUAUUCAUUGUCAUUUUGCUGCAUGUAUUGUCUUUUAAAUGCACCUUUCCCCAAAAUUUUAUUAUUGUAAUUUCCAACAAUUUUGUGAGAAAUUUCUAGACUUCACUCUAAUAAUAAAGAACUUAACUACAAUAAUAAUAAUAAAAAUCUCGGAACUUUUUAGCUGAAAUUUUUAUUAAAUCCUGUGUGAUUCUAAGAUUAGUUAUGUUUCUCACAUUCGCACAAUUUUUCUAAUAUUGUGAAGCCAAGACAUACAUGGCAGGUAUUAUAACAUACAUUUAUUCAUUCUUCAUAACAUCUGCUUCUCUUUAUUGCAAUAUAAAUUUUAUUAUUGUACAAUGCAUAUUUAUGGAUAAAUUAAGUUUGAAAUAAUUUCUUUUCGCAAUGAAUGGCCUUUGAAUUGAAGUUUUUUAGAAAUACUGUAAACAUAAUAGUUGGUUAUCAGAAAAAUAUUUCACCGCACCUCUUUCUAUUUUCUGUCUUUGAUGAUGCAAUAGCUUUACUUGAUAUUAAUGAAAAUGUCUUCCAUGAACGGAGAUUCAAAUUUUUUACUUAACACAUUCUUUUGGUGUUGUUUAAAUUGUCAAAUUGUUUUCAUUAUUUUAUGGGUAUCAAUAUAUGUGAUCAUCUGAUAUUUAUAUAAUAGCAUUUUUUGUAAUAUAUUAUUUCUGAAAUAUUGCAAAUUUAUUUGGCAUGGUUUUGUACAUUUUAAUGAAAGUAGCAUUUUUAUUCAUUGCUUUGUCAAUUUGUUUGCAUAUGUGUAAUUUUUAAGAUUGUGUGAAUCAUUUUGUAAUUUUUAAACUUUGAUAUAAUCAGAAUGUAUAUUAUAAUGUUUAACUGUAGUUUCUUUUUUGUACCUGCCGAAUUAGU